GGCUGCUGCUUCGCAAGGUAUCCACUUGGAUAAGACCGCGCGCGCGUCUGCAACCAUGGCAAAAACAGCCCUGUGAGAAAGGCAUUCAAAUAACUUGUCUGAAGGUACAUACCUAGUUUCAAAAUAUUCUGGGAUCUUUAUAUUCUUCGUCUACCUGAUCGACAGCGGCCAUCUUAACGGUCGGAAAAAUUAGCACCUCUGUAUUGGUGCCAGUCAGACACGACAAAGACCUGGGAGAGGAUUUUAUUCUGGUUCGACUUGGUCUUGUUCGCUGAGCCAAGGUAAGCUUGCCAGCCUCGCUCGUACCCAGAAUACCAACCAACUAUCGACGCGCUAUAUUCAGUCCCAAUCCUUUGCUGCAUGAGAGGAAACGCAGCAACACGGCUUUUGGGAUUUUACCUUUGACCUUUAGCCCAAAGUACCAACCCCGUGCGAGCCAGCAUGGAUGCAGACUCAUACAGAUAUCGACCGCCGCGGCCAAAUUAUCUACCUCGCGACGUCGAGGUCGACAAACCAAUUGUUGAGGACUACGUGGAUCCUCUGGAUGUCGUCAGCGACGCCGACAAUGCUGCCUUCUAUAACAAGAUCAAGAGGGUGGCAGAGACCUACAAUAUAACUAGGCCUAAGGGACACAAUGUCUCCUUCCACGUGAACCCCGAAAUGGAGAAGCACCAUUUCGGACAGACGCAUCCGAUGAAGCCCUGGCGUCUUACCCUGUCAAAAGCCCUCAUAUCGUCGUAUGGCAUGAAUUUUGCUAUGGAUAACUACGUAUCCCGAGCGGCAACAUAUGAUGAGCUCACAAUGUUCCACGCCAGCGACUACAUUCAGUUCCUGGGAACGGUCCUACCGGAGCCUAUACCUAGGGAUGUCGAUAAUCCAUAUCCAGACCUCAAGUUUAACCUCGGAGGAUCCGACUGCCCCUUAUUCGAGGGUCUUUACGACUAUUGCUCCAUGUCUGCUGGUGGCUCAUUGGACGCCGCCAGGAAAAUCUGCAAUAACCAGUCUGAUAUUGCCAUCGCCUGGGGCGGUGGACUGCAUCACGCCAAAAGAUCCGAGGCAUCGGGCUUCUGCUAUAUCAAUGAUAUUGUCAUUGCAAUCUUGCAGCUUCUCCGGUGUCAUCCUCGAGUCCUAUACAUCGACAUCGACGUCCACCACGGCGAUGGCGUAGAAGAAGCCUUUUAUUCUACCGACCGCGUUAUGACCGUCUCCUUCCACAAGUACGACCCCGUCAACUUCUUUCCCGGGACUGGUCCGCUGGAUGAAAACGGACCCAAGAACGAGCUCAACCCUGGUGCGCAUCAUGCCAUCAAUGUUCCACUUAACGACGGCAUCACCGACGAUCAGUACUCGGCACUGUUCGAGAACGUCAUCGGGCAAUGUGUUGCCAAAUUCCGCCCGACAGCAAUUGCUCUGCAGUGCGGCGCUGACUCCCUUGCUGGCGAUCGCCUGGGACGCUUCAACCUGCAGGUGCAGGGCCAUGGCUCUUGCGUCGAGUUCUGCAAGAAACUUGGGAUUCCCAUGAUCCUCUUUGGCGGUGGAGGCUACACUCCCCGCAACGUUGCCCGUGCCUGGGCAUAUGAGACGAGUAUUGCCAUUGAUUGUCACGAUAAGAUCGACCCCGUCAUACCCCUUCACACGCCCUGGCGCGAUAAAUUUCGCCAGGACACACUGCUGCCUACGCUACAGCAAGUCGUUGGUGAGCCUCGCCAGAAUCGGAACACGCAGAAACGACUUCAAGAGAUCGUUCAGCAUGUCACUGAGCAACUGCGAUUUGUCAACAACGCCCCCAGUGUACAGUAUUCGGUCAUACCACCUGAUCUCCAGGGACUUCGGGAUGAGGUCGAGGCAAGGAUAAAGGAGGAGAUGGAGGAGAAGGAUGAAAGGUCCAGAAAGGCAGCCGAGGAGGGUGUUGGUCAAGCCAUGGAGUUUUAACAGGACUGACAGAAGAGUCUUUCUCUUGCACCCCAGUUUUUACCAACCAAAGAAAGGUCUCUUUCUGGAUACUAGCUUAGAAGUGCUGCCAUGUCAUAAUAUCGGAGAAUUGAGCUAUGUUCGGAUAUUUAUGGUUAUUGCUGAGAGGCUAUAUGCAUAGUCUGUCCAUAUUAAUAUGUCACCAUGUAGCGAUUAUUUUCCGGAAAUGACAGAAGUAGUAGGGCCCAACCAUUCCUUUUUUGGCGUUGUAUUCAAAACUAUUUUAUUUCCUCGG
Molecule: messenger RNA, 2206 nt
Organism: Pyricularia oryzae 70-15
Lineage: Eukaryota; Fungi; Ascomycota; Sordariomycetes; Magnaporthales; Pyriculariaceae
Product: histone deacetylase phd1
Exons: 1
Coding region: 442-1932 (496 amino acids)
Molecular function (GO): histone deacetylase activity
Source: RefSeq, a predicted model, not a curated record